Molecule: messenger RNA, 2112 nt
Organism: Yamadazyma jaroonii
Lineage: Eukaryota; Fungi; Ascomycota; Pichiomycetes; Serinales; Debaryomycetaceae
Source: the annotation of a GenBank genome assembly
AUGUCCCAUAGAAAUCUAACAUCUAAUUAUCCUGAAGGUGAUAAUGACAAUCAAGAGAAUCCCUUCAUAAAUCCAAUAGAAGAACAAAGUUCUGAUUCUUUCGUUUCAAAUCACCAAAGUUCUAGCCAAUCUGAUGAUGAUCAAUUUCAAUAUGGUCGUCCAUUUAAUGCUUAUAAUGGAUAUUAUAGUAAUAAUGAAACCACUUCACAUUUAUUAAAUAAAGAGAAUCGUUCUAAUGAUAACAUGAUAAAUCAAAGUUUAUUAAAUAGGGAUUCUAGUUAUAAUAAUUUAAACACUGUUGGUAAUAGAAAUAGUGCAAGUCUUUUAGGUGGGUCAGGAUCUAAUAAUAAUAUUCAAGUUCCAUCAGAAUAUGAUAGAUAUCCUUCGGUAGUAGGCUCACGAGUGGUAUCAUCAACAUCAUUAUCAUCAAAUUUCUUUAAUGGUGCUAAUAAUAGUGGUAAUUCUAAUAUACCUCCUGGUUUAGCAACUAACGGCAUGUCGGGUUCAAAAAGUGAAGACGGUUCAUCAAUCUCCAAUAAAUCUUCAAAUCCUUUUGUUGCCUCCACAGAUUUCUCACCUUUUGGUGGUUAUCCAGCAUCUUCAUUUCCUUUACAUAUUGAUGAAAAGGAACCUGAUGAUUAUUUACAUAAUCCUGAUCCUAUAGCUGAUGCGGAAUAUGAUAAAAAUAGAUUCAUUUAUGAUCUUAAGAAUCUAGAUAAAAGAUCCUUAGGUGGGUUAUUGGGGUUUGUGGUAUUAUUUAUUGCUGCUAUAGGUGUUUUCAUUGUUUUACCCGUAUUAACUUAUUCAGGGGUAACCGAACAUUAUGUUCCUGAAAGUUAUGAAAUCUUAACCAAUUAUAAAUAUCCUUUAUUAUCAGCCAUAAGAACUUCAUUGAUUGAUCCAGAUUCUCCUGAAGAUGCUUUAAAAAAGAAAUCAAGAAAUGGUGAUACUUGGAAUUUAGUUUUCUCCGAUGAAUUCAAUGCUGUUGGAAGAACUUUUUAUGAUGGUGAUGAUCAAUUUUUCACUGCUCCUGAUUUCCAUUAUGCUGCCACUCAAGAUUUAGAAUGGUAUGAUCCUGAUGCUGUUACUACUGAUAAUGGUACUUUAAUUUUGAGAAUGGAUGCUUACAAGAAUCAUGAUUUAUUUUAUCGUUCCGGUAUGGUUCAAAGUUGGAAUAAAUUAUGUUUCAAUGAAGGUUUGAUUGAAAUUUCUGCUAAAUUACCUAACUAUGGUAAUGUAUCUGGUUUAUGGCCAGGUUUAUGGACCAUGGGUAAUUUAGGUAGACCAGGUUAUAUGGCUUCAACUGAAGGUGUUUGGCCAUAUACUUAUGAUUCCUGUGAUGCUGGGAUUACUGCUAAUCAAUCAUCUCCUGAUGGGAUUUCUUAUUUACCUGGUCAAAAAUUAAAUGUUUGUACUUGUAGAGGUGAAGAUCAUCCAAAUGCUGGUACUGGUAGAGGUGCUCCAGAAAUUGAUUUAUUAGAAGGUGAGGUUUCUUCAGCUUUAGCUGUAGGGGUUGCUUCACAAUCUAUGCAAGUUGCUCCUUAUGAUAUUUGGUAUAUGCCAAAUUAUGAUUUCGUGGAAAUUUAUAAUCAAACUGUUACAACUAUGAACACUUAUGCUGGUGGUCCAUUCCAACAAGCUGUUUCCGCUGUUACAACUUUAAACACUACUUGGUAUGAAAGAGGUGCUGGAGAACAUAGGUUCCAAAAUUAUGCUUAUGAAUAUUUGAAUGAUGAUGAUGAUGGUUAUUGUACUUGGUAUGUUGGAGAAGAACCAACAUUUACAGUUUAUUCAAAAGCUUUAUCACCAAAUGGUAAUAUUGGUUGGAGAAGAAUUUCUAAAGAACCAAUGUCAAUCAUUAUGAAUUUAGGUGUUUCAAAUAAUUGGGCUUAUAUUGAUUGGGCUUCACUUGUUUUCCCUUCUGAAAUGUCAAUAGAUUAUGUUAGAAUCUAUCAACCUCCAGGAAAAGAAUCCAUGACAUGUGACCCAGACCAUGCUCCAACUAAUGACUAUAUUCAAGCACAUUUGAAUGCUUAUUACAAUGUUAAUUUAACAAGUUGGGAAAAAGCUGGUUAUACAUUCCCCAAAAAUAAGUUAACAAGUAAUUGUUAA